Messenger RNA from Ceutorhynchus assimilis (cabbage seed weevil), 345 nucleotides. Lineage: Eukaryota; Metazoa; Arthropoda; Insecta; Coleoptera; Curculionidae. The record is from the annotation of a GenBank genome assembly.
AUGACUUCGUUCGGUGCAACAAAUAUUAUACGCGAAAAUUACAUGCCGACUUUUAAAAUACAAGGUCAGAUUUAUCAUCGCGCAGGAUCGCUACUACCAUUGCCGAAUGAAGAACACAAAUUUCUUCAAAUUUAUUUCAUGGGAGACGCUGAUGAACAAAUUGAUCAACGUUGUCGAUUCAAUGUUGGAACUAAACGAGAAGUUGUCGCGGCAUUACAGACUUGGUUCGAUCAACACAACGGAUUAAUUCGAUUAUUUAGAACUGCCGUUGAACAAAUGCCAUUUGAAAGACAUUACAAUGCACCAACAAUUGAUGAGGUGGCAAUCGUUAUAGUUGGCGAAUAA